Drosophila persimilis is the source of this 492-nucleotide messenger RNA. RefSeq names its product leucine-rich repeat extensin-like protein 2. The transcript is spliced from 2 exons. The record is from RefSeq and is a predicted model, not a curated record. Lineage: Eukaryota; Metazoa; Arthropoda; Insecta; Diptera; Drosophilidae. The coding region runs from base 1 to 492 and encodes 163 amino acids.
AUGGUAACGAAGACGAAGACCAACGGCAAGACCAAGACCAAGACCCCCGUGUAUUGUGAGGGCAUCAAAUUCCUGAUCAUUGCCGUUGCCUUUCUGGCCUGCGCCUACGCCGAUGUCUCGGAGCUUGGUGCCUCUGGCUAUGAUUAUCCUCAGCCAGCUCCUGUGAAGUCCUACGUCCCUCCUCCGCCACCACCGCCGCCGCCGGCACCCAAGAACACCUACAUUCCACCCCCGGCGGCCCCGGCCAAGGCCUACAUCCCUCCUCCACCACCACCGCCGCCACCAGCACCCAAGAACACCUACAUUCCUCCCCCGGCAGCCCCAGCACCGGCGCCCGUCGAGUCCUACAUUCCCCCCGCAGCCCCCGCACCCGCCUACAUUCCCCCUGCCCCCGUCCAGGCCGAGGAGCCCAUCCAGGAGUACGAGCAGCCCGCCCAGGACGGAUACCGCUACAAGACCGUGCGCCGUCGCGUCUUCCGUCACCGCAACUAA